UCUCGCCGUCAGUUUCUCUCUCUCGACCCACCCCACCGAACAAGGCCUCUGUCCACCUGGUCCGUUUGAAUCAACAUAGCAUUUUAGCCGAACAUAGCCAUGUCUUUGGAGGUAGAAUCCGCAGACGUGAUCCGUCUAAUAAUGCAGUACCUGAAAGAGAACAAUCUUCAUCGCAGCUUGGCCACUCUGCAGGAGGAAACCACUGUGUCGCUAAACACGGUGGAUAGCAUAGAGAGCUUUGUAGCUGAUAUUAAUAGCGGCCACUGGGACACUGUCUUACAAGCCAUCCAAUCUCUCAAGCUGCCUGAUAAGACCCUCAUAGACCUCUACGAACAGGUGGUGUUGGAGUUGAUCGAGCUUAGAGAGCUGGGAGCUGCCCGAUCUCUUCUCAGACAAACAGACCCCAUGAUCAUGCUGAAGCAGACCCAGCCUGAGAGGUACAUACACUUGGAAAAUCUGCUGGCUCGCUCCUACUUUGAUCCAAGGGAGGCAUAUCCAGAUGGGAGUAGUAAGGAGAAGAGGAGAGCAGCCAUUGCCCAGGCCUUGGCUGGAGAGGUCAGUGUAGUGCCACCAUCACGUCUGCUGGCUCUGCUGGCACAGUCUCUGAAGUGGCAACAGCACCAAGGCCUACUGCCCCCAGGGAUGACCAUUGAUUUGUUCAGAGGAAAAGCUGCAGUAAAAGAUGUGGAAGAUGAACGUUUCCCCACACAACUGAGCCGACAGAUAAAAUUUGGCCAAAAGUCCCAUGUAGAAUGCUCGCGAUUCUCUCCUGAUGGACAGUAUCUGGUCACAGGUUCUGUGGAUGGCUUUAUUGAAGUUUGGAACUUCACCACAGGAAAAAUCCGAAAGGAUUUGAAGUAUCAAGCACAAGAUAACUUCAUGAUGAUGGAUGAUGCAGUGCUUUGCAUGUGUUUCAGCCGAGACACAGAGAUGCUAGCCACUGGAGCUCAGGAUGGGAAGAUCAAGGUGUGGAAGAUCCAGAGUGGCCAGUGCUUGAGGCGCUUUGAGCGUGCCCACAGUAAAGGUGUCACAUGUGUGAGCUUCUGCAAAGACAGCACUCAGCUUCUCAGUGCUUCUUUUGACCAAACCAUCAGAAUCCAUGGUUUAAAGUCAGGAAAAACAUUGAAGGAGUUCCGUGGCCACAGUUCUUUUGUGAAUGAGGCAUCCUUCAGUCCAGAUGGACACCAUGUCCUCAGUGCAUCCUCUGAUGGUACAGUGAAGGUAUGGAAUGUGAAGACCACUGAAUGCACAAACACCUUCAAGCCUUUGGGCACAUCAGCUGGCACAGACAUCACUGUUAACAAUGUGAUCCUGCUGCCUAAAAAUCCAGAGCACUUUGUGGUGUGCAAUCGCUCCAAUACAGUGGUCAUUAUGAACAUGCAAGGACAGAUUGUGAGGAGUUUCAGCUCUGGUAAAAGAGAAGGUGGAGACUUCGUGUGCUGCACCCUGUCACCCAGAGGAGAGUGGAUCUACUGUGUGGGAGAGGACUUUGUGCUGUACUGCUUCAGCACACUCACAGGCAAAUUGGAGAGAACCCUAACUGUCCAUGAAAAAGAUGUGAUUGGCAUCGCGCACCACCCUCACCAGAACCUCAUUGGUACCUACAGUGAAGAUGGUCUGCUCAAACUUUGGAAGCCUUAGUGUCAUUUUACAUGUAUGUUAAAAUGGAAAAUAUUCAGGGGUAGGGCUGCAAGAUUCAUUGUAAUUAAAUCAAAAUCACAGUUUUAAUGGAUGCAAUUGGCAAGUGGCAAAGGAGUACCAUAACAAAGUACAAAAUAUCUUAUCUUAUUCUGUAUUAAAUACUGCUAUCCCUGUAGUUUAGAUCUAUACAAACAUUAUCUGACAUGUGAUUCUUGUAUUAGUUCAGUUCAUUUUUUGUCUUUUGUCAGUUUGUCUCAAAUCCUUCAAUUACAUAUUUUUUCCCCCAAAUUGUGCAGCCCAAGAGGAAAUUUCUGAUGUAGAUGUUUUUGCUGCAUUUCAGUUUUGCUUUUUUAAAUUGUACCAUGAUGUUUAAUACAUUUAACGCAUUUUGACAUGUUUUCUGUUAUUUUUGCAUUAGGCCUGUACAAAACAAAAACAAAUAACAUGUACGUUUUGAAUAAAAAAACAUGUAGAUCUACAAAAAAGAU
Messenger RNA from Periophthalmus magnuspinnatus, 2129 nucleotides. Its product is annotated as WD40 repeat-containing protein SMU1. Lineage: Eukaryota; Metazoa; Chordata; Actinopteri; Gobiiformes; Gobiidae. The record is from RefSeq and is a predicted model, not a curated record. Gene Ontology annotation, biological process: mRNA splicing, via spliceosome. Bases 100 to 1641 code for a protein of 513 amino acids. The transcript has 2 exons. Gene Ontology annotation, cellular component: precatalytic spliceosome. Gene Ontology annotation, molecular function: protein binding.